UUGGGAAACAGUUGAGGGAAGGGAUUCAAUGUCUGGUGGUUCAAGAAGUUGCAAUCCAAAAUCUGGGGAAGGAAGAAGAAACCUGUCUUGAGCAUCCCCUCAUGAAUAGGGACGUUGCCUCAGAAAAGUUCCAGAUGGCCUCUUCCUGCCCCAUGGGGUCCGUUGACAGCCUGGAGCUUCUAGAUCUUCUCUUUGACCCACAGGAUGGGGUCUUAUGGCUUAUGGAGCUAGGAGGUCCUGAUUGUGCCCCUGCUAAGGACCAACAGACUCCACCGGCUCCAGAACCAGACAAAUUCCUUAAUUCUAUCUUAGGAUAUGGGGACUCUAAUCCCAGCUCUCCACUCUGGUCACCAGCUGCCAGUGACAGUGGGAUCUCUGAGGACCUGCCCUCUGACCCCCAGGACAGCCCACAGUGCUUUCACACUGGGACCAGCCCAGAUGGCCACCAAAAGGCUUCUCAACCUUCCUACUGUCAUGCUGGCCACUUCCCUGGCCUGACUGGGCCUGAAAGGCCAAGAGCCCAAGUGCUAGAAUCAUCUGUGUCCAUAGAUCUGGAAAUGUGGAGCCCAGGAGGCAUCUUCCAGGAUAGUCCAAAGCUGACAGGCUCACCUCCAUCCUGUACCCUCACAGUCAAGGACCUGCUCCUAUCCAGUAAUGUGGACAUGCAACAGCAGCAGCAGCAGGGAUCUCCAGCUGUGCAGAGGCCAGGUGUUGGCCACAGCCAGGAACUGGUGCUGACUGAGGAUGAGAAGAAGCUCCUUGCCAAAGAGGGCAUCACUCUGCCCACCCAGCUGCCCCUUACCAAGUAUGAAGAACGAGUGCUCAAGAAGAUCCGAAGGAAAAUAAGAAACAAGCAGUCAGCACAAGAAAGCCGGAAAAAGAAGAAGGAAUACAUUGAUGGGCUGGAGAACCGCAUGUCGGAAUGCACAGCUGAGAAUCAGGAGCUCCAGAGGAAAGUCUUGCACUUGGAGAAACAAAAUCUAUCUCUCAUAGAGCAGCUGAAGAAACUCCAGGCCCUCAUGGUACAUUCUACAAGCAAAUCGGCCCAGACAGGCACCUGUAUAGCAGUCCUGCUGCUGUCCUUUGCCCUAAUCAUCUUUCCUUCCAUCAGUCCCUUCGCCCCCAACAAAACUGAGGCACCUGGAGACUUUGUGCCAGUCAGAGUGUUCUCCAGGUCGCUGCAUGCUGAUGCCGCCUCUAGAGUGUUCCAUGCUCCAGUCCCAGGAGGGGAGGAGCUAGGUCCCCGAGCCCCAAGCCGCUGGAGCCGCUAUCCCCAGGAGGCUGGUGGCCCAGGGCCUCUGUCCGAGGUCACUCCGGGCAACCGGACUCCAGCAGAGGCACCAGAGGCUAUGUCUGUGGCGCUACCGGCCAGGGUCGAGAUGGGCCAUACCAAGGCUGGAGGGCUGCUGGAGGCCGAGGAGGAGCUUUGAGAUGGGCACCCCCAGGAGACCCCCCGCUCCAAGCAGAGGCCAGGCAGUAUCAUUCCCGUGGUGCUGUGGGGGAGUUUAAAAUGGGCUGCAAGAGGAAUGGUCCAUUAUAGGUCAGGUCCCUGCAUCCUGCAUCAGUCUCCUACAUCCUGCCAGGGCUGGACCCAGGCCAAAGAGUGACGUGGUCACCCCCAAUCCUCCAUCUCCUCUGCUUCAGACUGAGAGGAAGCUACUAGACAGAGACCAAAACAUAGACAGACUUGCAGAGGAUGUCAGAAAUGGAAGGUGCCUUAAAGACCAGAUCAGUUCCCUGACUCUGCAUAUGAGAAAACUGAUGCCCAAAGGUGAGGAAGGAACUUGCUUAAGUUCAUCCAGAGAAUCUGGGAUCUGUCCAAGUCUAGGACUAGGUCUUCUGAGUCCCAGCCCUGGCCCCUUUCUACAGACAUAUAUUGCCAACCCCAGGAACAAAUCAGUCUGCAUGACUAGGCUAAGAUAUGUAUCCUGGCAUCCCAGAAAAAGAUAAUUCCAGAGCCCCCAGAAGUACGUGGAAGAAAUCUUGAACCUUGGGGGCUAUCCCCAUCUCCCAAGUUCAGCCUUUCAGGAAAUCCUAUAGGUUCUACCCCUGAAGCCUUGGGGAUGUUUUCUCUCUUCUCCCAAUUCCCUGGAGGUAGGAUUUUUGUAAACAGAAGUAAUUCCUUAAUAAAGUAUUUUGGCAGAAA
Messenger RNA from Gracilinanus agilis (Agile Gracile Mouse Opossum), 2146 nucleotides. It is a transcript of the gene CREB3L3, whose product is annotated as cAMP responsive element binding protein 3 like 3. Gene Ontology annotation, cellular component: nucleus. The transcript is spliced from 10 exons. Gene Ontology annotation, molecular function: RNA polymerase II cis-regulatory region sequence-specific DNA binding; DNA-binding transcription factor activity, RNA polymerase II-specific. Gene Ontology annotation, biological process: regulation of transcription by RNA polymerase II. Bases 102 to 1430 code for a protein of 442 amino acids. The record is from RefSeq and is a predicted model, not a curated record. Lineage: Eukaryota; Metazoa; Chordata; Mammalia; Didelphimorphia; Didelphidae.